GGCCGGCCUGGGCUAUGCCGUUCCGACACCCACGGUUUGCGUUGCGCUCAGACGAGCGAAAGGGACGUGGGUUGAGAUGCUGCAAACCGGGGCUGGCAGCGACGCGCGCCGCGAGGCACCAGAACGGUGAAGGAUCGGAUCCCGGAGAAGGCAGCGGGGAGCGCCGGGGAGAGGGGACCGCAGCGGGACCGGGGAGCAAAACGGCCGCGCCGCCGAGCCGGAAAUGGCUGUGCUCCCGAAGGCUGAUUGACCGAUUCGGCCGAAAGGAUCUGUCAGCACCCCUGAUGCGUUGGGAGCAAGGUGCUGUUUCUUCAUGUCAGGGAGAUGCUGGCUGUGAGCUGGAGGAAAGUGAAUUCUGCUCCAUUCAUGGAGAUUUGAAGAAGCCCCAGCAUCCCCAGGAGGGACCAGCAGCCGGGGUUCCACACUCGCCUGGGGCACAAGAAGCCACUUGGCAUCAGCAGGGGGCUGCCACUUGUGAGCGAGCAGUGAGUGAAGAUGUGGAGAAUGGAUUCUGCACCAGGGAUGGGAGUGUGAGGAAACCCCUGGACCCCCAGGGCACAUCAGCAACCAGCACUGAACACAAAAGGGACCUCAGAAGAUUCCUGGGUGAAUGCUUCAGGAGCCAUCCCGUGGGCACGGCGCUGCUGAUUCUGCUGCUGCUGCUGCUGCUGCUGGCUUUGGGGGUGGCCUUGGCUGUGCUGGCAGCAGCAGCACAUGUUCCAGUGACACCUGCGACUUGGCAGUGCUGUCCCCAUGGCUGGGUUGGCUGCAAUGGGGUCUGCUACUACUUGUCAAGGGAUCACAGCAGCUGGGAGCAGGCUGAGGAACGGUGCUCGGAGCUCGGGGCCUCCCUGGCCAUUCUGAAGGAUGAGGAGGAAAUGGGUUUGCUCUUCCGCCUCCGCGGGAACGGCGAUUACUGGCUCGGGCUGCGCAGACGGGGCGAGCGCCUGCACUGGGGGGACGGCAGCAGCUACAGCUCCCGGGUUCCUGUCCUCGGCAAUUCCGACUGUGUGUACCUGGCUGAGGAGAGAUUCAGGAGUGAGUUCUGCUCAAACGAGCGGCCGUAUGUCUGCAGCAGGGCCCAGGCUCCCCUGUAACUGGGGCUGCAGAAAGGACCUUCUCCAUGCUGGGCAGUGCCAGCUUCACCUCUCAGCCCAGCCCAGGGCUGUCCUUGCUCAGCUGCACCCUGUGCCUUGCCCUCGCUCUCAGGGUCACCUCAGUGCCUCUUCAUCCAUGCCCAGUGCCAGCGCUGGGCUGGGUGUGCAAAGGAAAAGGCUCUGCAAUCCAUCCUGCCUCUGAUGCUGCCUGGAGUGAGUGCAUCGCCCUCAUUGCACAACAAGCUCCAAUGGGAAAUCCAAAUCGCCCUGGGAUCUUGGAAAUCAUCACAAAGUGGCCAGAAUGUGACACUUUUCGACUGUCUUUGAAAGAGGAAGCGCAGCUGACACGUGCUGAGGAGGAAUCCCACUUUUGGCAUCAGGCACCUGACUGUGGAGAAUAGUCUGCUGUCUGUCUGUCUGCUGUGAAGCAUCUGACUGUGGGAGGAAUCCCAGGCUGGAGCAGGACAAGGAUUUGUCUCUGAGGAGGAAGCAGUGACAUGACGUGACUGUAACCCCCAUCCCCCUGUGCCGCUGUGUGGGGAGGAGGGAGGGAGGGCACUGGGGACAAAGUGAAGGCCAGGAAGGACAGAACAGUGUGGAGAAGGUGCAUUUUUUAGAUUUGGUGUACAUCUCACUGGCUUGCUCUGAUUUGUUUGAUAAUAAAUUCAUUUCAAUUUAAUGUCCCAGCUCUGGGCCUGUUCAGCCCAUGAUGGUGAGAGAUCUCUGGCUGCCUCUGUUGAGAGCCCCGAGCCUUUCCUGCUGUGCUCUGUUGCCUGCCCAGGGGCAGCAGCAGAGGCACAGAGCAGUUUUGCUGCCCCGGGCCCCUGGCCUGGCCCGGCCCAGCCCAAGAAUCGCUGCCAUCAUUCCCUGCACCAGGACCCGGCCCCACGGCGGCUGCGGGAGUUCCGAGUGGUCAAAACGGGAGCGAGGGAGAGGAGGCAGCUGGUGCCAGUGGCUGAAAUGGCUUUGCUGCCAGCUGGCAGGGAGAAAGUGGAGCAAAGUGAAGGGGAGAGAAAGAGGGACAAGGCUGGAGCAAUGGAAGGUGGCAGGGAUGGCCACGGGGCAGGCGGGCAUUUUGCUUUCCAGCUCAGUGGGAGGAAACCAAGAGCUGUCAAAUCCAUGGAGGAAAAGAGGGGAGAAAUAGCAGGUGGUGGAAAUCUCUGACAAUUGGGAUGAUUUGAUCUGCCUGAACUGCACAGGCCGACAGACUCCGAGCACCGCCAGCGUUGGGAUGUGCCUGGCCCUGCCCCUGCCCUGCUGCAGCAGCCCCUGCUGAGAUGGCCCCUUGUCUCUAAAGGAGCUGCACCGAGGGACGGGUGAGGUGCUGCUGCAGUAAGAUUGAGAGAAUAAAAUAAACAGAAUAAAAAUGUG
Passer domesticus (house sparrow) is the source of this 2468-nucleotide messenger RNA. RefSeq names its product C-type lectin domain family 2 member D11-like. Lineage: Eukaryota; Metazoa; Chordata; Aves; Passeriformes; Passeridae. The transcript has 5 exons. Bases 15 to 1097 code for a protein of 360 amino acids. The record is from RefSeq and is a predicted model, not a curated record.